This is a messenger RNA of Fibroporia radiculosa, 609 nucleotides long. RefSeq lists its product as uncharacterized. The record is from RefSeq and is a predicted model, not a curated record. Lineage: Eukaryota; Fungi; Basidiomycota; Agaricomycetes; Polyporales; Fibroporiaceae. The transcript has 5 exons. The coding region runs from base 1 to 609 and encodes 202 amino acids.
AUGCCCCGGCAAGGCAAUUUGGUCGAAAGCUCAGUCUGGCCUGUGACUUUUGCUACUGUACCUUCUUUACACCCUCGAAUUCUUGGUAUUGUUGACGAGACAUAUAACAUGAGUCCUCCUACAGAUAUGAAGGAAGUCCUGACUGCCCGCUCCGUUCUGCAUUUGUUGGCCACGGGUCAUGAAGAGAAUGGCACUUUCCGCAAUGCAGACGAGCAUCAGGCAGCUCUUGAGCUUCGUGAUGCUGUCCUUCGUCUGAGGCGGGACGGUGCUUUCAUUGCAGUGCCACUCUUCCGAGUGAACUCGGAUCCCAUUGGGCCUCAUCCAGUUGAGAAAGUAUGCUUAUGUUUGCAAUCAACUUCCGUGCUUGUUUUCACGGUCUCCAACAGGGACCAUGAAUUCCGUAAUGCGUGGAUUGGGCCGUCUUUCCCUCUGGAUCUAUCCACGCUCCCUGUCAAAUCCGAGGAGAUUCCCUUACAGUACCCAAGCCUCAAACUGGGCUACUCGUCAGAAACGCCGCCUCUUACCAUCGAGGAACGGCGAAAGAUGGGAGCAAGGCUUGAGCAGCUUCUUAGCGGCGAGAAAGAGGCAGCCAAAGCACCGAGCAACUAA